Geodia barretti is the source of this 765-nucleotide messenger RNA. The record is from the annotation of a GenBank genome assembly. NCBI's taxonomy places the organism in Eukaryota, Metazoa, Porifera, Demospongiae, Tetractinellida, Geodiidae.
AUGACUGUGCUAGAUGCCGAUGGCGAACGUGCUGGUUCAUUUGCCGCCGAUGCCGCAGCAAACACACAGUUAUCCGAAACAAACGCUAAACAGUACAUUAAGCACACUACUAUUGGAACGGCUCAAGGCACAAACGACGCGCACAGUUGGGAAUUUCAGUGGACUGCCCCUGAUGCGGAUAUAGGUCCUAUUACCUUCUAUACUGCCGGAAACGCUUCCAAUGGAAAUUUCAACCCUAUAGAUGAUUAUAUCUACACAAAACAGGCAGAAUCGACACCUCCAGUACCCAUAGUCGCCGGUGUGUCCUUGGAAAUCGUAGGAGACACAGCACUCUCUACAAUGGAUACCGUCGCAGGUGUAAACUAUACCCUCAAAGUAACGAAUACCGGCAAUAUGAUGGACACGAUAAUGCUUGAAGCCUCAGCAGAGGCCGGCAUUGAAGGCAGUGUCCUUGGUGCCCUCAGUGACAGGUCAGUUGAACUUGAAGCCGGUGCAGAUGCAGAAGUAACAUUGAAGGUUGCAGGGGAUUUAUUGACAGAACCUGGCGAUUAUCCCAUUAGUGUGACGGCGACUUCCAAGACAGAUAGCACGAUGACUGCUGAAGUCACAGCCACUACAACUGUAGAAACGCCGCCACCGCCGCCGACACCAGAAAUACCUCCACCGCCGCCGACACCUUGGGAUGUCAAUGACGAUGGGACACGUGAAUAUUCAAGACUUAGUCUUGGUCGCGAGCGAAUUUGGUCAGUCUGGAGAAGCCCUUAA